AUGGCAUUUCUGAUAUAUUAUAGUGCACGCCACGCUGAACGCGAGACCCGUUUACGCGACAAGGCUAGCAGCAGCAUGAAACAGCAAGUUCAGGAAAUGUGUCCUUUUUGGUUGGAUGCCUUGUCUCCCGGUCUGGUCUACUAUGGUGGGGAUCGCGUUCGACUCUCGGCAAUCGACUCUCGGCAAUCGACUCUCGGCAAUCGACUCUCAACAUCGACUCUCGGCAAUCGACUCUCAACAUCGACUCUCGGCAAUCGACUCUCGGCAAUCGACUCUCGGCAAUCGACUCUCAACAUCGACUCUCAAGGCUAG
Messenger RNA from Zychaea mexicana, 312 nucleotides. RefSeq lists its product as uncharacterized. The transcript has 2 exons. The coding region runs from base 1 to 312 and encodes 103 amino acids. The record is from RefSeq and is a predicted model, not a curated record. Lineage: Eukaryota; Fungi; Mucoromycota; Mucoromycetes; Mucorales; Lichtheimiaceae.